AUGGGUUUGAAGCUCGAGGAAGAGAAGGAGAACUCCAACUGCAGCAACGGCAAUAACAGCAGCAGCAGCAGCAGCCCCGAAGCCGCAGGUUUGAGCAGUCCUAAACAGGCAGCAGUAGCAGCUGCAGCAGCAGCAGCGACUCCAGCUGCUGCAGCAGUCGGAAGCGGCCGUAGAAAGAGCCUGCGCUGCGUGCGGCUGACCGCCGCUUCAGCAGCAGCAGCAGCUGCUGCUGCUGCACCCGCAGCAGCAGCUGCUGCAGCACCUGCCGUUGCAGAUACACCCCAGAAGGGAAGAGUGAGGAAGCAAAGCAGCAGCUGCAGCAGCGCCACAAGCAGCACCAGCAGCAUAGAAGCCUGCAGCAGCAGCUGCAGCAAACGCCGGAGAUGCACGCGCAACCGCAGCAGCAGCAGCAACAGCAGCAGCGCAGCUGCAACCCGCAGCCAGCGGGGCCGGCGAGCAGCAGCAGCAGCAGCAGCAGCAGCAGGCACAGCAGCAGACAUGGCAGCAACUGGCACAGCAGCAGCAGCAACAGCUGAUCCAGCCAGCGAAAACCAGCAAACGGACAGGCUGAAAAGUGAUGCAGACAGCAGCAGCAGCAGCUGCUGCAGAAGCAGCAGCAGCAGCAGAAGUAGCGGCGGCAGCUGCUGCGGCAGUGAUGGCACUUCGAGCUGCAGCAGCAGCAGCAGCAGCAAUGCUGCUGGCCCCGGUACAGAGACUUGCAGCGGAGCCCCUCUUGGCGUAGAGAGCAGCAGCAGCAGCAGCAGCAAGGAGAAUGGCAGCAGCAGCAGCAGCAGCAAAGAGACUGGCAGAAGCAGCAAGGAGAAUGACAGCAGCAGCAACAACAAAGAUGGUGAAAGCAGCAGCAGCGGCAAGGAGAAUCACAGCAGCAGCAGCAAGGAGAAUGGCA
Messenger RNA from Eimeria tenella, 907 nucleotides. RefSeq lists its product as uncharacterized. The annotation marks the transcript as partial. The record is from RefSeq and is a predicted model, not a curated record. Lineage: Eukaryota; Apicomplexa; Conoidasida; Eucoccidiorida; Eimeriidae. The transcript has a single exon.